AUGUUGUCGUGUCUUUUCAUGUUUCGCGUGGUGCGUGCGGCCCUUGAUUCCUCCCUUGCGCCUCUCCUCUACGCUUGUGCUUUCUCCUCGGGAUUGCCCCUGUGCCCAUCCUCGGCGUUGUUGUGCCUCGUAGUGAUCGCCGCCAGCAGCAGCAAGCCUCUCCUCACACCGACUGCCCAUCCCCGUCACGCCUACAGAAAAAAACUAAUGGAACUUAGCAACAUGCGUUCCAGACCGCACUACUCACCUCUCCACCAGCCGGUCUCCUCGGUUCGCCAGGACACGACGAACACAUACCCCCACGCCUAUGCUGUGCCGAGUCGACAGACGUCGUCUGCUGACGAUGGGCACGACAACACCGUGGCAGCGGCGGCCCCCGCACGCCCCUCGGUAUCCGGGUGGGGAAAGCCGCGGAUGCAUGCAAGCAAGCACGCCACCUAUAGUAGCGAUGUGAAACACUGUCUUUCACACCCUAUGCCCGAACUGGCACCGACCGCCGCGCCAGCCAUGGCAAUGACGCAGCCGCCAUCGCAUCCUCAACAGGAGAGCAAAUCUGUGGUGUACACGGUGCAGAACUCAACCACCGCCACUCGCGCGCACGAGACGGAGUACGGCGGCGUACUGACCAUCUGCACGACGACCGUGACGCGCACUAUCACAGAGCGUCUCGUGGCGAGCGAUGAAGAUGACGACAACAGCGAGAACGGCGAGGUGCGCCUGGAAGAGGAGCACAACGAAGUUUCUCUGCCGUCUCCAUCGUGUUGA
Molecule: messenger RNA, 765 nt
Organism: Leishmania braziliensis MHOM/BR/75/M2904
Lineage: Eukaryota; Euglenozoa; Kinetoplastea; Trypanosomatida; Trypanosomatidae
Exons: 1
Coding region: 1-765 (254 amino acids)
Source: RefSeq, a predicted model, not a curated record